Triticum turgidum subsp. durum (durum wheat) is the source of this 1539-nucleotide messenger RNA. NCBI's taxonomy places the organism in Eukaryota, Viridiplantae, Streptophyta, Magnoliopsida, Poales, Poaceae. The record is from the annotation of a GenBank genome assembly.
AUGGAGCAAUGGGCGUACUACCUUUGCCUCUUCCUGGCUCUCCUCCUCCCUCUCCUGCUGCUCAAGCUCAACAGCAAGCGUGGCGGCGUGCGUCUGCCACCCGGUCCGUGGCGGCUGCCGGUCAUCGGCAGCCUGCACCACCUUGCCGGCAACCCGCUCGUGCACCGUGUCAUGGCCGAUCUGGCGCGCCGGCUGGACGCGCCGCUCAUGUACCUCAAGCUCGGCGAGGUGCCGGUGGUGGUGGCCACAUCCCCGGAGGCCGCCCGCGAGAUCAUGCGGACGCACGACGUCGUCUUCGCGACGCGUCCGUGGAGCCCCACCGUCAAGAUCAUGAACGCCGACGGGCAAGGCCUGAUAUUCGCGCGCUACGGCGUGCUGUGGCGCCAGCUCCGCAAGAUCUGCAUCCUGGAGCUGCUCAGCGCGCGCCGCGUGCAGUCGUUCCGCCACAUCAGGGAGGACGAGGUCGCCCGCCUCGUGGCCGCGGUUGCCGCAGUGUCGCCCGGGGAGCCCGUGAACGUGAGCGAGCGGAUCGCGGUGCUUAUCACCGACUCAGCGGUGCGUGCCAUGAUCGGGGACAGGUUCAAGAGGCGGGAGGAGUUCUUGCAGACACUCGACGAAGGGGUCAAGCUCGUCGCCGGGUUCAACCUCGGCGACCUGUUCCCGUCGUCGCGCCUCGCCAGCUUCAUCAGCGGCACGGCGCGGCUGGCCGAGGAGAACCACCGCAAGAGCUUUGAGCUCAUGGAGUACGCGAUCCAGCAGCACAAGCAGCAGAGGUCCGCUGCCUCAUCGAACGGUGACGUGGAGGAAGGAGGAGAGGACCUAGUGGACACGCUCUUGAGGAUACGCAAGGAAGGAGGCCUCGACGUGCCUCUUACCAUGGGCAUGAUCAAAGCAGUUAUACUGGAUCUAUUUGGUGCCGGGAGCGAGACGUCAGCUACCACACUUCAAUGGGCCAUGUCGGAGCUCAUGAGGCACCCAAACGUGAUGCACAAAGCACAAGCUGAAGUACGCAACAACCUCCAAGGAAAACAUAAGGUGACCGAGGAUGACUUGGCCAAUCUCAAGUACCUCAGACUCGUCAUCAAGGAGACCAUGAGGUUGCAUCCAGCCGCGCCACUGCUUCUCCCUAGAGAGGCCAUGGAGCCUUGCAAAAUUCUCGGGUACGACAUACCCAAGGGCACCACAGUACUGGUAAAUGCAUGGGCGAUCGGCCGGGACCCUAAGCAUUGGGAUGAUCCUGAGGAGUUCAAGCCGGAGAGGUUCGAGUCUGGAAUGGUCGACUUGAAAGGCACAAACUUUGAGUACAUACCAUUCGGGGCAGGCAGGAGAAUGUGCCCUGGAAUGACAUUUGCGCAGGCCAGCAUGGAGAUUGUGCUUGCCUCACUUCUCUACCACUUUAAUUGGGAGCUCCCAAGUGGGGUCAAGCCAGAUGGGCUAGACAUGACCGAGGAGAUGGGCCUCACCGUCCGGCGAAAGAACGACUUGUAUCUGCACGUCGUGUGUACUUGUGUGAUUGCUAGACUGCCUUGUCAGAUUUGA